CGGAGGCGGCUCGGUUCACUGGCCCUGGGGCUGCGGUGCGGGCUGCGUCGUCGCUUGCCUCCCAGAGAGUCCGUGAUUCCAUCCGCCUGGAGUCCUGGUAGCUGCCGCGCCGGGUGGCGAGAGGCGGGUCUCGGAGACCCCUGCGACCCACUGUGGUUCGGGGGGAAAGGAAGUCAUGAAAGAUAAUUGUCUGGUGGAUGGAGCCUGCUGACCAAGUGCUUCAUGCCGACUUCACCGGGGGGGUGACUGAACAUCUGAUGAGACGACCGAGUCCUACAAAUGCUAAAUGAUUUGCUCAAGGUGCCCCACUUCAUAAGAAUUGGAGCCUCGGCCACCACUCUGUCAGCUUGUCACUAAGUCUAAAGGAGCGCCUGCUCAGAAUGGCUGUGGGAUGGUUCUACUUGUCCUUCUACGCACUGUGUUUCCUGGGCUUGAUGUGCAUCAUCCUCACCAUCUGUUGGAUGCAGCUAUGGCAUGGUGGCUUUGCCUGGGAUGGCACCAUUCUCAUGUUCAACUAUCACCCAGUGCUCAUGGUUGUGGGCUUAGUGGUACUCUACAGUGCUGCCUCGCUGGUGUACCGCCUGCCGCGGUCCUGGGUGGGGCCCAAGCUGCCAUGGAAGAUUGGCCACGCGGCCCUGCACCUGCUGGCCUUCAUCCUGACCGUGCUGGGGAUGGUCGCCGUCUUUCAGUUCCACCACCACUCCAAGGUCGCCAAACUCUACUCCCUGCACAGCUGGCUGGGCAUUGUCACUGUCUUCCUUUUUGCCUGCCAGUGGUUCCUGGGCUUUGCCGUCUUCCUGCUGCCCUGGGCAUCUGUGUGGCUGCGCAGCCUCCUUAAACCCAUCCACCUCUUCUUUGGCGUCAUCAUCCUCUCUCUGUCCAUCGCGUCUGUCAUUUCCGGCAUUAAUGAGAAGCUUUUCUUCAGUUUGAACAAUGCCACCCAGCCAUAUUCCAGUCUGCCCAGUGAGGCUAUCUUUGCCAACAGCCUUGGGAUGCUGGUGGUGAUCUUCGGGCUCCUGGUGCUCUACAUCCUCCUGGUUUCAUCUUGGAAACGCCCAGAGCCAGGGAUCCUGACUGAAGGACAGCCCCUGUUGCGUGAUGGGGAGUGAGCCAGGAGCAGGUGGAGGUGCUUCCCCUCAGCAGCUCUGCUCUGCCUGGGGCUCCUGUCUGGUUUCAGCAACACUUGCCCCGGGCUCCUUGCCCAGACGUCUUCUGGCCUCCAUGCGGGGCCUGCUCCCUCCGCCAGUGCUGCCCGCCCGCUUUGCUUGGUGGCUUCGGCUUCCGUGCUCCUUCCUGGCCUCAACUUCUCGGUCUUCAUUUACAUAUGCCCCCCCUGGCCCCACCACAGCUGCUCCUGCUGCCCCCGCUCUGCGUGUGAAGUCAAGCUGACUUCCCCUCUAGAGCCCUAAGGAUGUGGUAGAAAAUCUCGACGGCGCGGAUGAGCCCGGACUCAAGUGCAGUCCGCAUGUGAGAAGUGAGGGAGGCGGCGGCGUCCAGCAGCUUUCCCUUAAAGGCCUGCAUUUCCUUUGGGCCGCCCCCACCGUGGGGUGGGCAUCAUCUGCCGUUACCUCCAGCCAGCCCAGCCACACGUGAGCCUGGGCACGCACAUCUUGAGGUGACGGAAGGAGAGCGGGGAGAACGGCAGCAGAGCGGCGGAGGGGCUAACUGCCCCUUGCCACUCUGUUUCACGUCCGCCUGCAUUGGGACCGUGCGGCUCCCCUCUGCUGCUACAGCCCUGGCCUAUGUCCUGGCCUCGCCCCGUGACAUGCACCCCCGUCACAGUCAGGCAACCCGACGAACCCUGGCAGCCUGCUCCCCCAACUGUCCCGGGAGGGCUGAGCGCCAGGGGGGCCUCAGGCUUCCUAAGCUGCCGCUCCCCGGAUCAGGGCUUCUCUGUCUGUCCCCGGGCAGGCCGGCAGAACCCCCGCCCAGCUGAUUUUCACUCUCCAGCUCAGCGUGAAACAAGCCAGAGUUGUGGUGCAUGGUGCCCGGCAGAUCCCUGGGGCCACGACCACCUCCCGAGGUGCUCCCUGCUGAGUGGCAGGCUGCGUCAUUUCCCCCUCGGGCGACUUGCGUGGCCCAAUCCAGUCUCCCGUUACACAAGAGGGUGAGCAGCUGCUCGCCUCCCGAGGAGAAGCUGGGGUUGGGGUGCCGGGGUUCUUGCUCCUCUCUUCCGAGAUGGCGCUGUGGCUUUUCCCGCCCUGCCAGGCCCCCGGCUCCGUACUGCUGUCCUUAGUGACAAGCAGCAGGCCACCGGGCCUUGGCUGCACUGACUGUGGCAGGUGGAGACGAGGCUGACUGUCCACCACACCGUGACGUGGCCCGCUGGCGGGCCUGUGACGGGACUUCCUGAGGGGAUGGAGCGUUUGAAGCCACCGGGAUGACUGCCAGACACCUCAGUCAGCGUGACCAGCGCCCCCCCUUUCCACGUGGGAGGCCUGUAACCUGAAGCUUGAUUUCCGAUUAUCAUGUGUUUAAGAAUCAAAGCCUUCUCUACUGUACUGACAUUGUGGUUAAAUGAGCUCUGAGAAACUUAUUAAAGCCUCUGGACAGUUCUGACCCUCAGCCCUGGGAGCAGAAAUCCAAAAGGCACCAAAGAUCCCAUGAUUGUCCUCCUGGAAUCGUAUGUGACUCGUGGUCUGUGUGGACGUCCUUAAAAAGGAAGAGCUUUUGAGUACUGGGUUAUCUCACAAGGAAGGAGAUGUUUCCUGUUUUAUAAUCCAGAACUCAAAAAGGAUAAGGGACUUGGUCACUGGUGACUGAGGUCCCUCAGCCAGGAAGUGGUAGAGUCGGGAUCCACAGGCCAGAUGUUUAUGUCAGUCUCCUUCCCAGCUUCUGGGUAUGUGCAUCCUGUGCACACUGAUAGCCAUACCUAGCGAUCCGGGACCCAUGGUGCACACCCACGGGGGACAGGGGACCCUGGAUAGAGAGGCCCAGGGAUGGAGGGGGCCUGCAGCCAAGUUUGGGCAAACUUGUGAUGGAGAGCCCCCUUCCCAAGGUGACCAGCUGUGGACACCUCCUGGCGGUGGAGCAGACGACCCAGAAGGAGUUGGGGACGGUGAUGAUAGUGACUCUCAGUGAAUAAGCACCUGGCCUGUACCGGGGGCUUUACCUUCAUCAGUUUAUUUCAGCGCUCAUCCAUGUCCCCAUGAGACGGGUACAGUUCUGGUUUUACAGGUCCCAAAAGGCUAAAUAGUAGA
Messenger RNA from Mirounga angustirostris (Northern elephant seal), 3200 nucleotides. RefSeq names its product lysosomal membrane ascorbate-dependent ferrireductase CYB561A3. NCBI's taxonomy places the organism in Eukaryota, Metazoa, Chordata, Mammalia, Carnivora, Phocidae. The record is from RefSeq and is a predicted model, not a curated record. The transcript has 8 exons. Bases 381 to 1109 code for a protein of 242 amino acids. Gene Ontology annotation, molecular function: oxidoreductase activity.